Paramecium sonneborni is the source of this 738-nucleotide messenger RNA. The record is from the annotation of a GenBank genome assembly. Lineage: Eukaryota; Ciliophora; Oligohymenophorea; Peniculida; Parameciidae.
AUGUUGGCUCUGCAUCAUAAAAUAACUUCACAACCUGAUAUAAAAGUUGAAAAUACACAUUAAUCUAAUCCGUAAAUUUCAAGAUCUUUAAAACCUGCUUAAUUUCUUAAUAAUCUAGAAUAGUUUAAAGAAAGUGAUAGCCAAGUAUUUGUACCUUUAAAAACAGAAGCCAUUUACUAAUAAGGUGCAUAGACUGAUAGAAUUUAAGAAAUUAAUAUUCAUUUUCCAAAAAUUUAAUCAAACUCAUCUUAACUAAUAAACAAGCCAUUAAACUUAAUGCCAGAAUCCAAACAUAAUCAACUCAAAGUCUAAUUGAAUAAUAUUUUUUCUCAGUAAAAUUCUUUAAGUGAUUCUCAUAUUAUUUUGCCAGGAAUUAAUAAAUAAAGAAAAGAAUCACAAAUGUAUAUUAAAAUGAUAGAGGAAUAAAUGAGUUUCCCAAAUUAAGAAUCAUAAAUAAAAGUUUAUAAUAGAUUUAGCAGAAAAGGAAAGAAUUAAACUUAAAGUUAAACUAACUUAGAAACUUUAAUCAAAUUGGAUUCGGAAAAUUCAUAAAUAAAUGACUUAAAUGUUUUAAGAAAAGUUGAAUUUUAUAAACGAGUUAAGGUUAUAAAUCUUCAAAAUGGAAGAAUAGCAACAGAAGUUAUAAAAGAAGAGGAUGAAUAGCAGCCUCCAGUAAAAGUUAAGAGAAAAUUUGUUUCUCAAAAAACGAAAUUUUUUCAAGAUAAUUCUAAUAUAUGA